CACGCUUCUCUUCCGGCGGACACUCCUGGGCUGCUUCGUGCUUGCAACUACUCCGCCGAGCGGCAGCAAAUAUGGCGUCCCAAACCCCCGCCGUUGUCAUGGACAACGGCACGGGCUUCUCGAAGCUUGGUUUCGCCGGCAAUGACUCUCCCUCCUUCGUCUUCCCCACCGCGAUAGCAACGAAAUCCGCCGCGGGCGGCGCUGGCGGGUCUGGGUCUGGACGUCCCGCAGUCGCAAACAAGCCUUCCUUUUUGACCGGCGGUGCUGGCCCGAGCAGCCACUUACAUGCGAAGAGGGGAACAGAGGAUUUGGACUUCUUCAUUGGCGAUGAAGCGCUGUCGGCAGCAGCGGGGCCUGGCUAUGGCAUCCACUACCCGAUCAGGCACGGCCAAAUCGACAACUGGGACCUCAUGGAGCGCUUCUGGUCAAACUCGAUAUUCAAAUAUCUCAGGGUGGAGCCUGAAGACCACUACUUCCUACUCACCGAGCCUCCUCUCAAUCCUCCGGAGAACCGCGAAAACACCGCCGAGAUUAUGUUCGAAUCCUUCAAUUGCGCCGGUCUCUAUAUCGCUGUGCAAGCCGUGCUCGCUCUGGCUGCCUCCUGGACUAGCUCGAAAGUGCAAGAUCGGUCACUUACUGGUACUGUCAUCGAUUCCGGUGCUGGUGUCACCCACGUCAUUCCUGUUGCCGAAGGUUAUGUCAUUGGGUCGUCGAUCAAGAGUGUUCCCAUUGCUGGCCGCGACAUAACAAACUUCGUACAGUCGCUCCUCCGAGACCGUGGCGAGCCGGACUCCUCUCUCCAAACCGCUGAGCGCAUCAAAGAAGAAUUCUGCUACGUAUGUCCAGAUAUCGUCAAAGAGUUCUCCCGCUUUGACCGCGAGCCCGAAGACCGAUUCCGCAAGUACACCGUGAACUACCCCAACGGCAGGUCUGCUCAGGUAGACGUCGGCUAUGAGCGCUUCCUUGCCCCAGAGAUCUUCUUCAACCCAGAGAUUUACUCUUCGGAUUUCCUGACCCCGCUGCCCACUAUUGUCGAUACCGUUAUUCAAACCUCGCCCAUCGAUGUGCGCAGGGGACUUUACAAGAACAUCGUGCUCUCAGGUGGCUCGACACUGUACAAGGACUUUGGACGGCGUUUACAGCGCGACAUCCGGCAUCUCGUGGACGCCAGGAUCAAGGCCUCGGAAGCCAGGAGCGGAGGCGCAAAGAGCGGUGGUUUGGAGGUUCAAGUCAUCACACACAAGAGGCAAAGGCACGGGCCGUGGUUCGGAGGAAGCCUGCUCGGCCAGACACCCGAGUUCAGGAGUUACUGCCAUACCAAGGCAGAGUAUGAUGAGAUUGGGCCGAGCAUUGUCAGAAGGUUCGCCCUGUUGGGUGGUCCAGGUAGCACGUAAUGAUCAAACUUUGGCUACGGGAGUAUGCGAGAUUGCGCUUUGGGAGUACCCAGUUUGGAGGAUGUAGACGGGAGUGCUGAAAAGAUCAUCUUAUUCACGAACCCAAGAAGAUUUCAAAUGCAAAAUUCGAAAGGAAAAACUACAUUAGAUGUUUCAUGUAUUGAGCAAUGCUUAAACGAGUGUGACGGCUGGCUUACAAAAAUUUCCUUGAAAAUACUGGGUCAGACAAGCUAUCACUCCAAAAAAGCAUUG
Molecule: messenger RNA, 1646 nt
Organism: Trematosphaeria pertusa
Lineage: Eukaryota; Fungi; Ascomycota; Dothideomycetes; Pleosporales; Trematosphaeriaceae
Product: Actin/actin-like protein
Exons: 5
Coding region: 72-1394 (440 amino acids)
Biological process (GO): Arp2/3 complex-mediated actin nucleation
Cellular component (GO): actin cortical patch; Arp2/3 protein complex
Molecular function (GO): actin filament binding
Source: RefSeq, a predicted model, not a curated record